AGUGUCAGCAGAAAUAUGGCGUGUGUGACGUAAAGUAAUGAUUCAGCUCGGUAGUUUAAACGUUAAUUUGGAGUCAGUGUAAAACGGUCGGAGUUUAACGGGUGACCUCUGGUUGUCGGCGUGAGAAACCCCGGGGGGGAGGAGCGGUGAGAGAAGCGAGUUUAGUUCAGGAACGGCAGCCUCCAAGACGAAGUGUCACCGCCUGCACCAGCGCUCUCAGCAGGGGACAAGGAGAGCCUGUUUACGGUCAUGGCUACCCUCGGGAACUCGGGAGCCACCUCCAGCCCAAUGGUGAUCCUGGCGCCGAAGACCAAAACGAAGAAGAAACACUUUGUGCAGCAGAAGGUGAAAGUGUUCCGCGCCAGCGACCCGGUCCUGAGUGUCUUUAUGUGGGGCGUCAACCACUCGAUCAAUGAUCUCAGCCAGGUGCCUGUUCCUGUCAUGCUCCUCCCUGACGACUUCAAGGCCAACACCAAGAUCAAAGUCAACAACCACCUCUUCAACAAAGAAAAUCUUCCAGGACAUUUCAAGUUCAAAGAGUACUGUCCUCAGGUCUUCCGAAAUCUAAGGGAACGGUUCGGUAUUGAGGAUCUGGACUAUCAGGUGUCGCUGACUCGCAGCCCCCCACUGAGGAGCGUAGACGAUCAGGGAGAGGGUCUGCUCCUCAACUCUUACGACCGAACGCUCAUCAUCAAGCAAAUCUCCAGCGAGGAUGUUGCAGACAUGCACAGCAUCCUGUCUGAGUAUCACCAGCACAUAGUGAAGUGCCACGGAAACACUCUGCUGCCACAGUUCCUGGGAAUGUACCGGGUGAGCGUGGACAGCGAGGAGACCUACCUGAUCGUUAUGAGGAACAUGUUCAGCCACAGACUGGUGGUACACAGGAAGUACGACCUGAAGGGCUCUCUGGUGGCUCGAGAAGCAAGCGACAAAGAAAGGGGAAAAGAGCUUCCUACCUUCAAGGACAUGGACUUCAGGAACAACAUGCAGAAGGUUUAUGUAACCGAUGAGGAGAAGGAGAAGUUCAUGGAGAAGCUGAACAGAGAUGUGGAGUUUCUGGUGAAGCUGAAGAUCAUGGACUACAGCCUGCUGCUCGGUAUCCACGACGUGGGCCGAGCUGAGCGGGAGGAGGAGGAGGGUGAGGAGGUUUCCAACGAGGAAGAACAGGAAGUAGAGAACGGCCUGGCUCUGGGCACUGCGGUGGGAUCUUAUGGCACGUCUCCAGAGGGCAUCGCCGGCUACAUGUCCUCCUGCAAACCUCUGGGGCCCGGAGAGUUCGACCCCUACGUGGAUGUGUACGCGAUCGGGAGCUGCCCAGGGGCCCCUCAGAGGGAGGUCUACUUCAUGGGCCUGAUUGACGUGCUCACGCAGUACGACACCAAGAAGAAAGCUGCUCACGCAGCAAAAACUGUCAAGCACGGGGCCGGUGCUGAAAUCUCCACAGUCCACCCCGAGCAGUACGCCAAACGAUUCCGCGACUUCAUCUCUAACAUUUUUGCGUAACACUGCCACAGACGGAUCCGACUGAGAGCUAUAAGUCAGUUUUAUCGUUGACCAAAAAUAACCUGCGCACACAGAUCGUUAUUUAAAUUUAGUGAUCUGAGGCGAGACCACGUACUUAUGUUGUAGCAAUAUAAUGUACUACUGCUGAUGCAUAUAUUUAUUUUUAAGAUUUAAGAUCUAUUUCUUAUAGAUGUUAAACACUAUUAACAGAUUAACUCUGGAGCAAUAGGGUACUUGGAAACAAACUGCUGUUGAUCAGUGUUCAUAGUGUUAAAUCACAUCAGUGAUAGCUGUUUAAUCUCAUUAUAUUUCUUCCUUUCUCUCUUCGCUCUGGGUUCCCCCGGCAUGAACUAAACUUAAAUGAGACAUAUUUGGAAAUAUGCUGAUUCUCUCUCUUGCAGAGAGUUAGGUGUGAAGAUUGAUUCCACUCUACCACAAACUAGGUCUUUUCUAGCGUAAUCUAGCUGUUUUCAGUCUUCUCUAACUCAGCAAGAAAGCAAAGAAGUGUCAAACUGCUCCUUUGAAUCCUAAACUAAUCUUUAAUAGACGAGUAUUUAAAAGAAUAAUGGUAGUCUAGACAGUGUAGUGUUCAUGUCUAGUAUGAUAAUAUUAUUUAUAUACAGAAGCAGGCCAUUUGAAUGUUUGGAGUGCCAAAUGUGUGGGAUCAAAGCUUUAUCAAAGCAGGAUUUGCACUUUGCAUACAAUUAAAUCGACUCUGUGAUGACAGAGCAGUUAAAGGAAACACAAUCUGAAUGGAUCAAACACUGUUUUCCACCAAAGUCUCAACUAAAUUUCAAACAAAAUGUACACAACGGCCCCGUCAUUUAAACAGAAAGCAUAUCAGAUUAUUUAGCCAGCCUGGUUUCUCUUAGCUGCCGCCGCCUGUAACGAGGACGAGGGCUGGCUGGUCCACAGAGCUGAGCCUGCACUAAAGACGCGGCUGGUCCAGAGUUCAGGAUCGGUCCUGCCCAAAACACGUCGACGUGUAAUUCGACAUCAGAACACUUCCUGAAAAUGAGCCCCAUCCAUCGUCAAUCCGGACAGAUUCCCUCUGAACACGGUGUGUAGUGUUGUGUGCACUGACAUGGAAAAUGUGCGCUGUGAAUCAUCGUCAUAGGAUAAGAUUUAUAAAAAUAUAGCGAUAGAACUAGAAACUGUGGUCUGUGUAUUGUAAUGAUUUAGUGAUAACCAGGGUACUGUCCUAAGUAUUUUGACAGUAACUCUACAUUUCAGUAGCUAAUGCAGUUAGCCUUAACACAGUGAGAUGAUGCAGCAUUCCUCAAACACCGGCAAGGCAGCUUAGAUACAGUAACACUCUGUGAGGCCUCAUCUACUCGAUGACUGCACAUGUUGUAUUUUUGCAAAUCAGCUUUUGGACCAAAAUAUAUUUUACAAAGAAUU
This is a messenger RNA of Toxotes jaculatrix (banded archerfish), 2904 nucleotides long. RefSeq names its product phosphatidylinositol-5-phosphate 4-kinase, type II, gamma a (gene pip4k2ca). The transcript has 10 exons. Lineage: Eukaryota; Metazoa; Chordata; Actinopteri; Toxotidae. The record is from RefSeq and is a predicted model, not a curated record. The coding region runs from base 250 to 1503 and encodes 417 amino acids. Gene Ontology annotation, biological process: phosphatidylinositol metabolic process. Gene Ontology annotation, molecular function: phosphatidylinositol kinase activity.